Messenger RNA from Musa acuminata subsp. malaccensis (wild Malaysian banana), 2210 nucleotides. Its product is annotated as tubby-like F-box protein 5. The record is from RefSeq and is a predicted model, not a curated record. Gene Ontology annotation, molecular function: protein binding. Lineage: Eukaryota; Viridiplantae; Streptophyta; Magnoliopsida; Zingiberales; Musaceae.
UUUGGGAUUCAAACGGUUUUCUUGGGGCAGCCACUGUGGGGAAAUCGUUCUCCACCAUUGUUUUUGUUUCCGUCAUUUCCGAGCGAAAAAGAUGAUUGAUUGCGUUUUUUGUUUUUCCUUCUUCGCCCAAAUGAAACCAAGAUUUUCCCCGUCCCUCCUGAUCUGAUACUCUUUGGAAGAAGGAGGAGAUGAUAGGAAAAGGGAUAGGGAAAGUUCUCUUUUCGUAAUCGGCCUCAUUGGCGAUAUUUGUCUUCUCCCUUAUUUCACUGGAAUCGUCCAUGGAUCUGAGUGGGCUUUUAGUUCUGUAGGUGGAGAAAAGAAAGCCAAAGGCAAAAAAAAAUGAAAAUAAAAACAAAAUAAAAAGAUGGCUUUUUGCGACCCAUUUCUUGUUCUUUGUUGAAGUCUGGGGAUCUUCUUCUCACGCUUUAGUUCCUGGCCGUCGGAACAAAAGUGUUACUAGAUUUCGAUUUCACGUCCCGGCUCCCUUGGUCUCGUUUUGCUUCGGACAACCAGACAAUCGUGAGGCUGUAUGUCGCCUCCGGAGGAAAGAAUCUUAUAGAUCUUCAAACCAAGCUUCGCCCGUUUUCUCCUGAUCCCACGAGCCCCACAACUUUUGGAUCUUGGUGUCACGAAAGGGUGGUCGAAAUGUCUUUUAAGAGCCUCGUCCGUGAGCUGAAGGAGAUGAGGGACGGGAUGGGGAGCAUGUCUAGGAGAGGGGGCAGAGGAGGAGGAGCCCCGGAAGGGACGAUGACCGGGCAUGGCCGUGGAUGUGAUCAGCACCCUUGGUCCCAUCAACGGGAUCUGGAGCAGCGGCACCAGCAGCAGCAGCAGGGUAGGUGGGCGAACCUGCCUCCUGAGCUGCUGCUGGACGUCAUCCGGCGGGUGGAGGAAAGCGAGGUGUCGUGGCCGGCGAGGAGGCACGUGCUGGCGUGCGCGGCCGUGUGCCAUUCGUGGCGGGACAUCACGAAGGAAGUGGUCAAACCCCCCCAGCAAUGCGGCCGGAUCACCUUCCCCAUCUCCCUUAAGCAGCCUGGGCCACGAGAUAAUCCAAUUCAAUGCUUCAUCAGAAGGGAGCGAGCGACAUCCACCUUCCGCCUGUACUUGGGUCUCAGCCCAUCACUGCAUGGACAGAACGACAAGCUUUUGCUAGCAGCCCGCAAGAUCAGACGUGCAACGAGCACCGAUUUUGUGAUUUCACUGACCGCCGAUGAUUUCUCUCGAGCUAGCAGUAGCUAUGUUGGAAAAGUGAGGUCGAACUUUCUGGGAACCAAGUUUACAGUUUAUGACAGCCAGCCUCCUUGUGAUGCUGCGGUCUCUUCCGGCAGCCGAUCAACCCGACGGAUCCAUUCCAAGCAAGUUUCACCAAGAGUGCCCGCUGGCAAUUACAACAUCGCUACCAUCGCUUACGAACUCAAUGUCCUGCGAACUCGAGGGCCAAGAAGAAUUCAGUGCACCAUGCACUCUGUUCCCGUCUCCUCCAUCCAGGAAGGGGGGAGCGUCCCAUUUCCCACCAGUUUCAUUCACUCCAUCAGCGAACAGCUCCCCAGCUUAGCAGUUGCAAAGGGCAAGGAACCUGUGAUCGAUUUUUCUUCCACCAGUCUCACCGAAUCACGGGCACCUGUCCAGACCAAUGGGGCGCCACUCAUGCUAAAGAAUAAAGCCCCGAGAUGGCACGAGCAGCUUCAGUGCUGGUGCUUGAACUUCAGAGGGCGAGUCACGGUGGCUUCCGUCAAGAAUUUCCAGCUCGUGGCUGCCGUGGAUCCUUCCCACCACGUUUCCCAUGCAGAGCAAGAAAAAGUCAUUCUCCAGUUUGGGAAAAUAGGAAAGGACAUUUUCACCAUGGAUUAUCGAUAUCCACUCUCCGCGUUCCAGGCAUUUGCAAUUUGCUUGACGAGCUUCGACACUAAGCCAGCAUGUGAAUGAAGAAACACUCACAGGAGGAGUGAUCGUUUUCAUCAAAUGCUAAUCUUCGCACACAUGCGUGUGUAAUGUGCUCUUGUGCAUUUCCCUGAUCGACCACCUACAAGUAGAAUCACCUUCCGAGUGAUUCAUUCUCAUCAUCGCCUGAAGAACAUUUGUUGUAAGUCAAAUCUUUCCUUUUUUUGUGGCUGAUCAAGGAACUUGACUCAUGAGUAUUAUUCGAAGAGCCUCAAUGUAUGAUAAUACAUUAUCCUAGUUGGUGGUACAAGUAAUUGCUUUGUUAGAAAUCA